AUGAGCGCUUGGAGGCAAGUUGGUCUUAACUACAUUAACUACUCAAACAUCGCAGCUAAAGUCUUACGUAGAUCGCUCAAGCCGGAAUUUCGGCCAGAAGCGAUGCGCCGAGAUGAAUCCCGCGUCCGAAUUACACCUUGGGCAAAUGGCAGACCAGCUCAUCUCCAAAAAGCACCAGCAAAGCCUUUUAAUAAGGCAUUGUACAGAAAAAUUAACUAUUACCUUUCAUACUCAUUUUACAGUCAAUUAGUGUUCAUGUCAGAAUGGUGGUCAGGGACAACAAUAUCAAUGUAUGUAAAAAAAGAUGAAUACAAUAAGUUUUAUGGCAAAGAGCAUGGGUAUCUUAUUAUGAACCACAGUUAUGAGAUAGACUGGUUGAUGGGCUGGCAGUUUUGUGAUGGAAUUGGUGUUUUAGGUAACUGCAAGGCGUACGCUAAAAAGGCUAUCCAGUACAUGCCUCCGAUCGGUUGGAUGUGGAAAUUUUCCGAGUUCGUGUUUUUGGAGAGGUCGUUCGAAAAGGACAAGGAGAUCAUAAAGAACCAGAUAACCGAGCUCUGCGACUAUCCGGAUCCAGUAUGGCUGCUGAUGACGCCGGAGGGGACAAGGUACACGCCAAAGAAACACGAGGCGUCACUCAACUUCGCGCGCGAGAAGAACCUGCCCCAACUCAAGCACCACCUUACGCCCCGCACUAGGGGCUUCACGACCAGCCUGCAGUACUUCAGGGGCAAGAUACCAGCGAUCUACAACAUCCAGCUCGCCUUCGACCGCGACAGCAAGACGCCGCCGACAUUGCUGAGCUUGUUAUACGGGAAACCGGUGCACGCGCAUCUGUUCAUCGAGCGAAUACCGGUGGAGAGGGUGCCCGUUGAGGAGGCAGACGCUGCCAAGUGGCUCCACGACCUGUUCGUCGUCAAGGAUAAGAUGCAAGAAUCAUUCUUCAACACGGGCAAUUUCUUUCUGGAGUCCGGUGUAGAAAAAGUGGACUGUUUCCAAGUGCCACCUCGUGUCUAUUCACUCAUAAACACUAUUGGAUGGGCCAUUGUUACAUUGACUCCAAUGAUGUACUAUUUGGUUGGCUUGCUGUUUAGCGGAAAGCUUCUUUAUUUGUCGAUCGGUGGCGCCAUUCUAGCUGCAUUUUAUAUUCUGCUACAAAAAUCCAUUGGAAUCACUCAAAUCAGCCAAGGUUCUUCAUAUGGGACUGAGAAGAAG
Messenger RNA from Iphiclides podalirius (scarce swallowtail), 1212 nucleotides. Lineage: Eukaryota; Metazoa; Arthropoda; Insecta; Lepidoptera; Papilionidae. The record is from the annotation of a GenBank genome assembly.